UCCGGUGCGCGCUCUUGCUCCAGACGAAAUAGCCGGGCCGUAGGAGGUGAGAACAACCCGCCUCAGCAGCACCGAUACCAGGCUCCACGUUUGUUCCAGGCACCGGAGAAAGUAGCAGCAUGUCUGAGGAGAAGCCAAAGGAAGGAGUGAAGACGGAGAACGACCACAUCAACCUGAAGGUAGCAGGUCAGGAUGGAUCAGUGGUCCAGUUCAAGAUCAAGAGGCACACUCCGCUCAGCAAACUCAUGAAGGCGUACUGCGAAAGACAGGCAAGCUCAGCCCCCCCUUACAACUUCAGACUUUACAUCACAACAGCUGGUUUCAGUUUUGAUUUUGAGUUGUAUUUUUGUCUUUCACAGGGGCUUUCAAUUCGUCAGAUAAGGUUUAGGUUUGAUGGACAGCCGAUCAAUGAAACAGACACACCUGCACAGCUGGAGAUGGAAGAUGAGGACACAAUUGAUGUAUUUCAGCAACAAACAGGAGGAGUCUACUAAGUGGCAUUUGGACUAUUGGUGUAAUGUCAGAUUUUGUUCAUGUUGUAUUGUUUAUUUCUACAAGUUAAGUUUUUUUUUGUUUUGUUUUGUUUUAGUUUGUUUUUUUCCUUUUCUAUGCGUGGCUUAAUGCCAAGCUCAUGUUUUUGGGGAUGGAGGGUAGGGCAAUCCUAAGUCUGAAGUAAUGCAGGGGAGCCCUUUUAAAAGUGUUUUAUUCUCCUAAAUGAACUAUUUGUCUGAAGCUGAGGCUUACCUCAGAUCGGACAUCUUGUAAAAGGAGGGAUUGUGUGAUAAGAUGUGCUCAAAAACUCUUGAAUCAUAAGCCUUAUUCUGUUUUGCAAGUUAUAAGCAUUUAGACUUAAAACGGGUUCAAAUAUUUUAAUUGACGUACUGGUUAAGAUAUUGUGUGAAAUUCUCCUCUGCUUGAGGCUGAUUCUGAUGUCUGGUAGCAUUUUUACAACCAUGUAUCAUAUUUAACAUAAACAGGAGAAAAUCUUGUGCAACAAACAGUUAAAUAUCCAUAUUAUAUUUAAAGUCAAUCUAAAUAGUGUAUGGUUUGCAGGACCAAAAAUGUGGAUCUCUAAGGGUUGUAGAUGUAUAAGCUACUGUACAUUGUUGGUUCCUUAGUCGUACGUAGGGAAAUCUGUUUCCUUCACUUGUAAAUUGACUUUGUCACAUGUAACUAAACUUUCAGAGCGGAAAAACAGCUCACCUUUUUGGUCCAUUACAGGUGCAUUUGUAUACAUACAAAGUCAUGCAAACUGUCUUGACAAUUUUUGAAUAGGUUUGUAAAAAGUUCAUCACAUCUUUUUUGUUAGCUGCUUAUUGUUUGAUUACUGGGAUUUUUUUUUUUCUUUUUUUUUUCUUACUUUAAGAAUGUCCUCCGGUGUUCUAAAUUUAACUUUUUAGAGCAUGUAGAGACAUUAGAUUUUCAUCAUUUGUACAUUAUUUGUCCCUGUUCUGUGUACAAUAAAUAUAGUUUGAUACCUCUUGAAUUGUGCUUAUGCCUGACCUUCAUU
Molecule: messenger RNA, 1510 nt
Organism: Poeciliopsis prolifica (blackstripe livebearer)
Lineage: Eukaryota; Metazoa; Chordata; Actinopteri; Cyprinodontiformes; Poeciliidae
Gene: sumo3b
Product: small ubiquitin like modifier 3b
Exons: 3
Coding region: 120-494 (124 amino acids)
Biological process (GO): protein sumoylation
Cellular component (GO): nucleus
Molecular function (GO): ubiquitin-like protein ligase binding; protein tag activity
Source: RefSeq, a predicted model, not a curated record